CAGAGAGAAGAAAAGAAGCUUCUACACUUCCAUUCUCCACCGACUUUCCUCGCCUCGUAACCCCACUGAAGUUUCUGGAAUUCUCAUAACCCAGAUUCUCUUUUUAUAUAUUCUUCUUCUUCUUCUCUCCCGCGUUAUCAAACUUGAGACCUGGUUUGUCGUUCGCGUUUCUCAUUUCUUCGUUGUCACAAAUUCACAAGCGCUUAGCGGCCAUGGCUGAAGAAGGCGUGGUUACGGUCUACGGAAGCGGCGCCAUCGCCGACCCUGCCAAGACCUCCUUCUCCAUCAAGGCUGGAAUGGCCCAGAUGCUCCGCGGCGGUGCCAUUUUCGAAGUCAUGAAUCUGGAUCAAGCCAAGAUCGCUGAGGAAGCCGGAGCUUGUGCCGUCAUCGUAUCGGAAUCGAUUUCCAAGGGCAUAUCGAGGCUGAUUGAUCCCGCUGUGAUCAAGGAAAUCAAGCGGAGAGUCUCAAUUCCGGUGAUUGCGAGAGCGCGGGUUGGGCAUUUCGUGGAAGCGCAGAUCUUGGAGGCCGUCGGCGUGGACUAUAUUGAUGAGAGUGAAUUGUCCGUUGCUGAUGAAGAUAACUUCAUUAAUAAGCAUAAUUUUCGAACUCCGUUUGUCUGCGGCUGUCGGGAUCUUGGUGAAGCGCUUAGGAGGGUGAGGGAAGGGGCUGUGAUGAUCCGGAUUCAGGGGGAUUUGUCUGGGUCCGGGAACGUUGCUGAGACGGUUCGGAAUGUGAGGAAAGUGAUGGGGGAUAUAAGAGUGCUAACGAACAUGGAUGAUGACGAAGUCUUCGCAUUUUCGAAGAAGAUAGGUGCAGCUUAUGAUGUUGUGGCCCAGACCAAGGAAAUGGCUAGGCUUCCGGUUCUGCAUUUUGCAGCCGGAGGCAUCGUCACCCCUGCUGAUGCCGCGCUGAUGAUGCAGUUGGGGUGCGAUGGAGUGCUUGUGGGUUCCAAAAUUUUUGGCUCUGCGGAUCCUUAUAAGCGAGUUCGGGCAAUUGUUCAGGCUGUUAGGCACUACAACGAUGCGCAGGUGUUGGCAGAGAGUUGCUCUGAAUUGGAUGUGGCAGUGGCGGACCUCAGAAUCGUUGAGGAGUAGGGAUAGAACACUCUGCAAUUGGAGGUCAGUGUUCCACCCUAACCUCGCCCUUUUGGAUCUAAUAUGGAGGCUAUACUUAGACUUUCGUCCAAUUGUUGUGUUGAUUUUGCAAUAAGAACUGAAAUUCUGUGUUAUAUCAACUUGUGUCGUAAUACAGAAAUCAAUCAGAAUAAAUCUGUAGUUGAGUUCACUGAAAGCAUUUAAGCUGAUUGAUUCACUUUAGAGAAUCCAUGUAGAAUGACAUUUCUGAUUUGUGAAUA
Molecule: messenger RNA, 1354 nt
Organism: Vitis riparia (riverbank grape)
Lineage: Eukaryota; Viridiplantae; Streptophyta; Magnoliopsida; Vitales; Vitaceae
Product: pyridoxal 5'-phosphate synthase-like subunit PDX1.2
Exons: 1
Coding region: 213-1094 (293 amino acids)
Biological process (GO): amino acid metabolic process; pyridoxine biosynthetic process; pyridoxal 5'-phosphate biosynthetic process
Molecular function (GO): amine-lyase activity
Source: RefSeq, a predicted model, not a curated record